AUGACGAAAUGGAAAGAAGAUGAAAAACCAGAAAAGUACGGUAUACUCGUGAAUGCAGGACAUAAAUUUCGUGGUGACAUUAUCGUUACUUUAUACGAAAAAGAAUUCGGCUUAUAUCCAUACUAUCAUAAUUUUUCUGAUCUGACAUCGGCUGUUAACGGUGGCAUCCCUCAGCGCGCAAAUCUUUCAGCGCAUUUGUCGAAAGUUCGCAGUGAUAUAGAAAAAGAGAUACCGAAUAAGGAUUUCGAUGGUUUGGCAAUAAUCGAUUACGAAGAAUGGAGACCACUUUGGGAACAUAACUGGUAUACGAAACGGAUUUACCGUAAUGCAUCUCUGGCUUAUGUUGAGGAACAAUACAAAAAAACGGGAAAAGCUUUAACCAAUGGUGAUGAACUGGCUAAACAAGAAUUCAAUCAGGCAGCAAUCAAGAGACCAAAUGCCUUAUGGGGAUUUUAUGGCAUGCCAUUUUGCAAUUACAAUGCAGGGAAAAAUGGCACUGUAGGAUGCGGCGAAGUAUUUGAAGAAUUCAAUAAUCGAUUACAACCUCCGCAUGUUGAAGCUACCGCUUUUUAUCCAUCCAUUUAUUUGCCAAGCAGAAAUAGUGGUCGUACUGGUUGUUUGUACGUCACUUCCGUCCUUCAAGAAGCUAAACGUUGUGCAGAGAACUUGUCAAUACCGAUAUUCACGUUCAAUGGUAUUGAGUACUUCCCAUUGAAUCUGCUGAUUCAUAUUAUGCCAAAGUGA
Loa loa (African eye worm) is the source of this 744-nucleotide messenger RNA. RefSeq lists its product as hypothetical. Lineage: Eukaryota; Metazoa; Nematoda; Chromadorea; Rhabditida; Onchocercidae. Gene Ontology annotation, biological process: carbohydrate metabolic process; hyaluronan catabolic process. Bases 1 to 744 code for a protein of 247 amino acids. The record is from RefSeq and is a predicted model, not a curated record. The transcript has 4 exons. Gene Ontology annotation, molecular function: hyalurononglucosaminidase activity.